Anopheles funestus (African malaria mosquito) is the source of this 2003-nucleotide messenger RNA. RefSeq lists its product as uncharacterized. Gene Ontology annotation, molecular function: protein binding. The transcript has 3 exons. The coding region runs from base 42 to 2003 and encodes 653 amino acids. The record is from RefSeq and is a predicted model, not a curated record. Lineage: Eukaryota; Metazoa; Arthropoda; Insecta; Diptera; Culicidae.
CAUCUUCGGAGCUGAACAGUUCUUGAUUUUUUUGUGCGAUAAUGGACCGUCUACACUUUCUAUCAGUAUUGAGUGUUUUAUUCGCCUGCAGUAUGGUUACUGGUCAAUACCGUUGGUACACUGUUCCAGAGCAGCGAGAUACAACCCGACCUCCAUAUUCGGAUUUUAAAUAUCCGCUCGGAAACCGCUACUGGAGGCAUCACCAUUGCCGCGAGAGUAAUCUGCAGUAUGAUUGUAUAUUCUCCCAUGUGUCAAUCGAUAGCGGUAGUCAUGGUAUUCGUUUUGGUCAUCUGGAUAUAACAGCGAAUAAUCAGAAAAAUAUAACGUUCAAGAAUUCGAUCAUAAGGAAACUACCGGAAACAUUACUCGACUCGUUCUUGCAGGCUGAGCUGCUUAAUCUCACCGGCCUACAAAUAGAGGAAAUCGAACCAUUUGCUUUAACAAACGGGAACAUCCGUGAACUGUAUUUGGGACUCAAUGUCAUUCGGGAAUUGCCGAAGUUUGUGUUUCGUAACAUGAGAUACCUACGCGUGCUGGUACUGGACCGGAAUAACCUCAGCAGUCUACCAGAGGGUAUGCUUUACGCUACACCCAACAUUGUCAAACUUUCGAUCGCCAAUAACAAACUGAAGCGAAUCGAUGACAGUACUUUCAAGAAAUGUAAAGCGUUGCAGUAUCUAACAGUGUCCAAUAAUGAGCUUACCCACAUUGAUCUUUCUCUCAUUCCGAGCCUCUUCAGAGGAAAUGUUAGUUACAAUAAGCUUCAGACGCUGUCAGUGCCGGUAGCGGUGAUCAUGCUGGAUGCGUCGCACAAUCUCAUCAAUACCGUGAUGGGUCCGAUUAAUCCGGAACUGGCAAUUCUCCGCUUGCAAGACAACAAUCUAACAGACACAGCGUUUCUUUGGCACUAUUCUGGAUUGGUAGAUUUGCAUCUUUCAUACAACGAGUUGAAAAUGAUAACGUUCGACCAUUUCUCGGAAAUGAUCCAUCUGGAGCGACUGUAUUUGGCUAACAACCGGCUGGAAGUAUUGAACCUAGAUCCCGCACCGAUCCCAAAACUCCAGAUACUUGAUGUACGGCACAAUUAUCUACUGGACGUGGAAAGGAACCAAAAUCAGUUCGAUUCUCUGACGGAGCUGUAUCUCGAUCACAACUCGAUCGUAACGCUUAAGCUCAGCCCCAACAACACAAUCCAAAAUCUCACACUAUCGAACAACGAUUGGGAUUGCAGCAGCCUAGAUGUACUGUUCGGAAGUGUCCAUGAAUCGAUUAUACUUGACAGUGACCAACAUUGCAAGCCAGACUACCUACUCAAGCAAAACUUGUGCUGCAAGUUUAGCGAUAAACCGUACCUGGACCGAUUGAUGCAGUAUAUCCGUGAGAUAAGCAUUACAGAAAAGUUCCAACGGGCAGACGGACGCUGCAGUGCAUCGGACACACUUACCAGCAUUCGGAGUUUGACCGAUUACGUGAAUCAGCAUGCUAGAAGUGGGCUGUUGCAAUCGAACCCACAGCUUCAGGCCGAAAUCAAUCAACUGCAGGACGUUGUUUGUCGGCUAAUAUACGAACAGACGCAGCUGGAGCACUUUCUUGAAAUUAUUCAAAUUGAUAUCGACAACUAUUUGCGCCGGUACCGCGUAACAAAGGAAGGCUUGGUGCAUCCAAGCGAGAACCUGCGCUCGAUAUUCGACUAUCUAAACAGUCGUCGUGCGCUUAAGGAACAAGAAACAAAACAGCGCCAAUCAGAGGCAAACCGCAAGAAGCAAGAACGGGAAACAACGGAGCAGGAGAACCGAACCCUUCAUAUACAGCUGGAUGCAAAAAGAAUCAGGCAAGAAGAGCUCAAAAACGUGACGAGAGUUCCUCGUAGCAAGGGCGCUGAUUUCCUGUGGGUCCCUACCGAUAAGUGUGAACGCUACGUCAUCGGCAAACCCUAUGACCCUAUGAUGUCGCUUCCUCAAGAGCUCCAAACGGCGAAGUUCGUCGUACAUGACGUUCCAUAG